Messenger RNA from Monomorium pharaonis (pharaoh ant), 1279 nucleotides. RefSeq names its product trichohyalin-like. The record is from RefSeq and is a predicted model, not a curated record. Bases 381 to 1253 code for a protein of 290 amino acids. Lineage: Eukaryota; Metazoa; Arthropoda; Insecta; Hymenoptera; Formicidae. The transcript has 2 exons.
UUAUUAAAUGUAUUUUAAUUUUAAAUAUCUAAAUACAUAUACUAUAAUUUAAUUAGGACUUCCGUUUCCGGUGUCAUAGAGAGUGACAGGUGUGUGUGUGGCGUGUGAAAGAGCGAGUGAGUAAGGUGGUUAAGAAGCAGAGAAUAAUUGCGAGAGGGGUGGCAGUGAGAGAAGGUACGUUAGGUGGAGUAGGGGAAGAAGAGUAGGAGAGGAGAAAAUAGUAAUUAGUUAAUUAGAGACGAAAGAGAAUUGAGUGGGCAGGUUAGAGAACAUAGAGAAGGUAGGGGCUAGAGAGAGGAUUAAAAAACAAGGGGGAUGUAGCGAAAAAGAAGGGGAGGCCGACAAAUUUAGAAAGGCUGACUAGGGAAAGAACAAGAAGCAUGAAUAGCAUAGAAGAAAUGUUGAUAAGGGGAAAAAGGAAGGAACGAGAGCAGGAUGAGGAGGGGAUGGAGAUAAUGGAAGAGGAGGAGAUACUUAAAAGAAGCAGGAUAGGAAAGGGGUCUCCGGAAACGAAUGAGUGUAGAGGGGGCAAUUUGGGUAAAAUAUUAGAGGAAUUAGGAAAGCUGGGAAAGAAAAUGGAUGAAGGAAAGGAGGAGUUGAAGAAACAGAUAGCAGAUCUAAAAAAUAGGUGGGAGGAGGAAAGGAGAGAAAUGAGGGAUAGGAUAGAGUUGAUGGAAAAAAGAAUAGAAGACUUAGAAGAGAAAUUGGAGAAGGAGGGGGAUAAAAGGAGGGAAACUUUAAAAGAAGAGGGGAGAAAGGAAGGAAAGGAGGGGGCAGGGGGGAUAACGAGAAGAAUGAGAGAGGUCGAAGUAAGGUUAGACAAAAGGGAGAGGGAAUCAAGGAGAAAUAAUAUAAUAGUCAAAGGAAUUAAGAUAGGAGAGGGAAAGGUGGAAGAGACAAUAAAGGAGCUUUGGGGGGAAAUGGGUAUAGAAGAGAGCCUAAGAGAGGUAAGGAGAGUAGGGGGGGUAGACAGAGAGGGGAGAGGGAUGAUGUUAGUAAAGUUAGGAAGCUUGGAGAGCAAGAGGAGAGUGAUGGAGGCAAAGAAGAGACUAAAAGGUAGAAGGGAGAGGAUAGAUGACGAUUUAACGAGAGAGGAGAGAAGAGCGAGAUGGAAAAUAGAAAGGGAAGCAGAUAAAGAGAGGGAAAAAGGGAAGAGAGUUAAUGUAGGAUAUAUGAGGAUGUGGGUAGAUGGGAAAGUAAAGAUAUGGGAUGAGAUAGGAGAAAUGUGGUUUGGAGAUAAGGUAAACGAGUAAGGAGAGGCAGUAUGAGGGGAGGAAAA